Molecule: messenger RNA, 1306 nt
Organism: Williopsis jadinii
Lineage: Eukaryota; Fungi; Ascomycota; Saccharomycetes; Phaffomycetales; Wickerhamomycetaceae
Gene: URA1
Product: dihydroorotate dehydrogenase
Exons: 2
Coding region: 1-1236 (411 amino acids)
Biological process (GO): pyrimidine ribonucleotide biosynthetic process; 'de novo' pyrimidine nucleobase biosynthetic process
Cellular component (GO): cytoplasm; mitochondrial inner membrane
Molecular function (GO): dihydroorotate dehydrogenase activity
Source: RefSeq, a predicted model, not a curated record
AUGAACAGAACUUCAGCCCGCGUGGUACCAUUGUUUGCGUCUCUGAGCCCACUGAGAAUCACUGGCCUGGUUGCGUGCCUUGGUGUGUUCACUGCGUACUGUUUUGAUGCUCGUUCUUCGAUCCACGAGAAGCUAUUCUGUCCUAUCAUCAGGGCCGUCACGGAUGCGGAGCAAGGACAUCUCCUGGGUAUUUGGCUCAUGAAGAACGGGUUGGCGCCACGCUUGUUUGUUGACAAGGACGACCCUGUUUUGAAGGUGAAUGUCUUUGGCAAGGAGAUGACGAACCCAAUCGGUGUUGCUGCCGGUUUGGAUAAGCACGGAGAAGCCAUCGACUCGUUAUUCGGUUCUGGCUUCGGCUACGUUGAGAUCGGGUCCAUCACCCCAUUGCCACAGCCUGGUAACCCAAAGCCGAGAUUCUUCAGAUUACCUGAAGAUGAUGCUGUUAUCAACAGAUACGGAUUCAACUCUGAAGGCCACGACUCAGUUGCUGCUCGACUGGAAAAGAGAAGAGAGAAGUUGACUGGCCAAGGUGCUCCAACGGAUAACUUGUCGUUGAAGGCCAACAAACUGUUGGCCAUCAAUCUGGGAAAGAAUAAGACUGGUGAUGAGAUUGAGGAUUACACCAAGGGUGUUGAUCAAUUCAACAAAUUCGCCGAUGUCUUGGUGAUUAACGUGUCGUCGCCAAACACACCAGGGUUGAGAAACUUGCAAGGUGAAGAGAAGCUUACAAACUUGCUCAAGUCUGUUGUGUCUCAGCGUGAUGCCCUGGUGUCCAAAGAUGGUAAGACAACCCCAAUCUUGGUUAAAGUGGCACCUGACCUCGACGAACAAGAAAUUGCAUCCAUCGUCAAGUCUGCACAGAAGUCUAAAGUCAACGGUAUCAUCAUCUCAAACACAACAAUCCAAAGACCAGAGACAUUGAAGUCCUCACCAGAGUUGACAAAGGAAGCUGGUGGGUUGUCUGGUGCCCCUGUUAAACCAUUGGCAUUGAAGGCUCUCAGAACUGCUGCCAAAUACGCCAAGGGAACAGGCUUGACCCUGGUUGGCUGUGGAGGUAUCUCUACAGGUAAGGAUGCCUUGGAAUUCGGUAAAGCUGGUGCUACGUAUGUUGAGUUGUAUACAAGCUUUGCAUACAAAGGCCCAGGCUUAGUUUCCAAGAUCAAAGAUGAAUUGACCGAGGAAUUAAAGAAAGAAGGAAAGACCUGGGAGCAGAUCAUCGGAAGUGAUAUCCAGUGAGUCACCAUUUCAUAUAUAAAGUAGAGUACAGACCUAAAUAAUGCUUCAAGUUAACCGUUUAAAAUCCUUC